Messenger RNA from Effrenium voratum, 1578 nucleotides. The record is from the annotation of a GenBank genome assembly. NCBI's taxonomy places the organism in Eukaryota, Dinophyceae, Suessiales, Symbiodiniaceae.
CCGCGAGUCCGCACGCAGCUUCUUCAAGCAGGCCUUGUCAGACGGUCAGACGCGUUGAUCUCACAGGCUCCAUGAAGGUUCAGUUGACAAGGGUACUUCUCUGGAAGCUGGACAGAUCCAGAAGAUUCUUCCGAUUCAUUCAUCUUUCCCCACCUGGCAUGGAAACUGACCAGCUUUCGGCUCGACCGCGCGGUGCUUUCCAGCUGACGCCCUUGGGACAGAUCCUUAUACUUCGCAAAUGAGGAUGAAGCUUUUGAAAGUCGCGGCCUUCGGCUUCCUCGCGGCAGCCCAGGAUGAUGCCUGCCAUUCGGCCCACAAGGCCCAGGCGGACUGCGCAGCGGACUCCAAGUGCUCUUGGUGCGAGGCGUCGGCUGUGCCCAGCGCGUGCUACACCAAGGAAAACGCAGCCAAGCUCCCCUCCGCAGUCUUUACCUGCUCUACCCGCCGCCGCUCCGAGUUGCUGUCUCAGGAGGAGGCAGAGAAGCUCGGUGUGGUGUGGCGUGGCAACUCCUCCAAGCAGAGCUCUCACGACCUGUUGCAGGCUCAGGAGAUGCCCAAGGACUUCACCUGGUGCAACAAGGACGGCAAGAGCUACUGCACCAUGUCUCGCAACCAGCACAUCCCACAGUACUGCGGCUCGUGCUGGGCACAUGGAGCGAUCUCUGCGCUCGGGGACCGCAUUAAGAUCGCCCGCGGGGCUGCAGGGGUGGACAUCAACCUGGCGGUGCAGCACCUGCUGAACUGCGGGGGUGUGGGCAGCUGCAAAGGCGGCACCGUGGACGGGCCCUACCAGUGGCUGAAGGGCCUCUCGGAGAAGGGCACCGGCAUCAGCUACGAGACUUCCAACCCUUAUGUGGCCUGCUCUUCCGACUCCACAGAGGGCUUCUGCUCGCAUGUGGACACUUCCUGCAAGGCCGUGAACAUCGCCCGCACCUGCGGCAGCUUCUCCCAGGAGGGCGGCCCCUGCACGGGUCUCUCGUCCUACCCCAAUGCCACGAUCACGGACUACGGCUCCAUCAGCGGCGCUGAUGCCAUGAUGAAGGAGAUCUUCCACCGUGGUCCCAUCUCCUGUGGUGUGGAUGCCAACCCCCUGCUGAACUACGAGUCAGGCAUCAUGAAGGACAAGGGCGAGGGCGUUGACCAUGUAGUCUCCGUUGUGGGCUGGGGCACUGACCCCAAGGAUGGCUUCUACUGGAUCGUCCGCAACUCCUGGGGUGAGUUCUGGGGCGAGAUGGGAUACUUCAGGGUGGCCAAGGGGGCCUUGAUGUUGGAGGAUCAGUGCGCCUGGGCUGUGCCCGCCGGCUUCACUGCUGCAGAGAAGGACAACCAGGUGCACUGCCACGAGGGCGGCGACAACUGCAAGCCGACAGAGCAGAUCGUCGUUUGAGUGCCGACCUUUGAAAUGGCCGACCUCGACCUCUGAGCGCUUGAUUUGCGCCGGGCAGACCUUUCCACCAUGAUUUGUCCGGGGCAGAGUCAAGGCGACAAUCCUUGAGACUGAGUCUCCGAGACUCGCAGCGCCCAGCGCUUUUGAACUGGCAAUUCGAGUUGGUAGCUGAUGUUGGUCUGCUGCCGACG